AGGCAGUACUCCGGCUGGUCGCCAUCUUUACUCCAUCCCUGCUCACAUCGCUACCGGUGGGGCGGAACACACUCAGCCUUCAUCAUCAUCAUCACCGACCCGGUAGAUCUCUAGGAACCACCGACACACAGACCUGGCAACCCAACACUGUGUUGUUCACUACAGAUACAGUCAGUGUUUGAUUAGUUCUCCUCUGUAGCUGCAUCUCGACACACAAUGGCAGAUCGAGAAGGCCUAGUUUACCAGGCGAAACUCGCCGAGCAAGCAGAGCGAUAUGACGAGAUGGUGAACUCUAUGAAGGACGUGGCAGGCAUGGACGUGGAGCUCACAGUGGAGGAGAGGAACCUAUUAUCGGUGGCCUACAAGAAUGUGAUUGGAGCUCGGAGAGCCUCCUGGAGGAUAAUCAGCAGUAUCGAAUCGAGGGGAGGUGACAAGGGCGGGGACCAGAAGGCAAAGAUGAUCCAGGAAUACAGGCAAACGGUUGAGACGGAGCUGAAGUCAAUCUGUGAAGACAUUCUGACUGCACUGGACAAGCACCUAAUCCCCUCUGCUGGCAUAGGAGAGUCUAGGGUCUUCUACCACAAAAUGAAGGGUGACUACCACAGGUACCUGGCAGAGUUUGCCACUGGCAACGAAAGAAAAGCGGCAGCAGAGAACAGCCUGGUGGCCUACAAAUCUGCCACCGACAUAGCCAUGUCGGAGCUGCAACCCACGCAUCCCAUCCGCCUCGGCCUUGCCCUCAACUUCUCCGUGUUCUACUAUGAGAUCCUAAACUCUCCUGACCGCGCUUGCAGGUUGGCAAAGGCUGCGUUUGAUGACGCCAUCGCAGAACUGGACACACUGAAUGAAGACAGCUACAAGGACUCCACACUUAUCAUGCAGUUGUUACGUGACAACCUGACACUAUGGACUUCAGAUAUGCAGGGAGACGGUGACGAGACAACCACCGGACCAGAGCAACAAGUGCAAGACGUUGAGGCUGAUGACUAGUGAGACGACGCCACCAACAGCCAACAACUUGAGACCCUCUCCCUCCACCCCCCCACCUCCUCACACUCCUCGUCCCUCCACCUGCAGCCUGCUCCAACCCCACCCCUUUCUCCCUCCAACUCUUCUUCCCUUUCUGCCAGUCCCCUUCCUCUUCCUCCUCUCCCUUCCCUUCCCUUUCCUUUCUUCCACCUCUGCAGCUCCGUGACCCAGCAGGGCCAAGGAGUUAACAAGUUUAUUUUUCUCUUUCUCUUCUUUUUUAUUUUUAUAUUAGCCCUUACAUCAUUCAAGUAAAUAGCACUUAAUUGAGACAGGAAAUACAAUGUUAGAAAGACAAAGAUAAAGAGAGUCCCUGGGUUGUUUUUGUGUUUUUUGUCCUGGUACAAGCGGUUCUGAAAUGUUAUCUUUGUUUUCAUUAUUGUAUUUUUGUUCUGUUUUUUGCUUUUUCCUCAAUAUUUUUAUCAGUUGCUGGAUGUAUUGAGAAUUUUUUUUCUUAAUGUAAUUAAAGAAAUUAACUUUUAUUACUGAUAAUGUUGACUAUUAGUUAUGGGAGCUAUUUUAUCUCUGUUUUUAGUGAAACGUCAUGCGAAUCAUUUUACCUUUAUAUGGGCAAUUUGGAAAAACUACAAGUGCCCUUUUUGUUAACUUAGGUUUUCAGAGGAAGUUGGCAAAAUUCGCGAUAUCCACGUGGAGCAAAGAAGUGCUUAACUUUUACACCAUAGUGAUUCUGUUGUCAUGUUUUUGUAGUUGUCCUUGGACUGUAUUUGUGCUGAAAUACUGUAACUGUGCACACAUGCUGAAUCUCUGAAGGUUGACUUAUAGCUAGGUGGUGGUUGUAAUUUAAAAAACAUAAAAAAAAAACGAAAAAAAAAAAACAACUUGGGAGAUUUCACACUUAAGUAAAAGACAAGUCUCAAUUUGGCCCCGCUCCUCGACAGAGAGCCCUAAAAUGGAAAGGAUUGUUGGUGCUUGCAUGAGUUAAAAACAUAUUCUCUUCUGCUGCUUCUCCCCUACUUUUUACUAAAGCUCCUCUUGGUUUCGGAGGUUUUCUUUCUUCGCUGUUUUCCUUCAUUUCUCUUCUUGUUUUGCUUCAUUAUGUGUAACUUGGAGCUGAUUUGUACUACUGGAUAUCUGACUGGAGCCACAGACAGGGAAUCUGUAUUGUUCUUACUGAAACACAGCAUGGAAUUAACAUUAAACAAUCUAAAUUAAACAUUACAAA
Molecule: messenger RNA, 2209 nt
Organism: Sebastes umbrosus (honeycomb rockfish)
Lineage: Eukaryota; Metazoa; Chordata; Actinopteri; Perciformes; Sebastidae
Gene: ywhae1
Product: tyrosine 3-monooxygenase/tryptophan 5-monooxygenase activation protein, epsilon polypeptide 1
Exons: 6
Coding region: 217-990 (257 amino acids)
Biological process (GO): signal transduction
Cellular component (GO): cytoplasm
Source: RefSeq, a predicted model, not a curated record